GAUUUUUUUCUUUUAUUUUUUAUGUUGAAAAGAAAAGAGAUCAGGGUUUGUAGCUACUGUGGAAGCGCUCGCUCGCUCACUCCAUAUAAAAUCCCUCCGGAGUGAGAAAGAAAAAGGUAAGGAGGAGUUGGAAACAGAACAGACAAACAGCUAUCAGCAAAGCUUCUCGUCUCUUCUCCUUUUAUUUAGCGGUUUUGCUAAAUUACUGUAGUGGAAGUGAAUCGACCAAGAAGAUACCCUAGUUUUAAAUCAAUAGAUCGUGAUAUUGAAAACGGCUCAAUUCGAUUCGAUUCUCGAACCAUCUUCUCUAGAGGGAUUUUUGUUGCUGUCUCAAUUUUCAUGAGAUUGGAGUGACAUGGCAAGCUAUACAGGUAAAGGAGCCCCUUCUAAUGGGACAAUAUAUGUUAGUAAUUUACCUGAAGGGACUGAUGAUUCUAUGUUGGCUGAACAUUUUGGCACUAUUGGGUUGUUAAAGAAAGACAAGCGAACUGGUCGGCCUAAGAUAUGGCUGUACCGUGACAAAAUGACAAAUGAGCCGAAGGGUGACGCUACAGUUACUUAUGAGGACCCUCAUGCUGCUCUAGCUGCUGUUGAGUGGUUCAACAACAAGGAUUUUCAUGGUAAUACAAUUGGAGUAUUUAUAGCACAGUCUAAGAGCAAAGAUGACCAGGCGUUUAACCCUGUGGAUGAUCCAAAUGAUUCUGGCGUUCUUGAGGAAAAUGCCAAGGAUUUGAAUGAGGGCGGGGGAAGAGGUAGAGGACGGGGUGAUGCUUCAGGGAAAGCAUGGCAACAGGAGGGAGACUGGUUGUGUCCGAAUACAAGCAGUUGUUCCAAUGUAAAUUUUGCAUUUCGUGGUGUGUGCAACCUCUGUGGAAGUGCUCGACCUUCUGGUCCAUCUGGCGGUGCUGCUGGAGGUGGUGGUCGUGGGAGGGGCCGUGGUGCCAAUGACUCUGGGGCCCAUGGCCGGUCAGUUGGUGCCCCUACUGGACUUUUUGGCCCAAAUGACUGGCCUUGUCCAAUGUGUGGCAAUAUCAACUGGGCAAAACGCAUGAAGUGCAAUAUUUGCAACACCAAUAAACCCGGUCACAAUGAGGCUGGUGUGAGAGGAGGACGAGCUGGUGGUUAUAAAGAACUCGAUGAAGAAGAAUUAGAGGAAACUAAGCGACGACGAAAAGAAGCUGAAGAAGAUGAUGGAGAGUUGUAUGAUGAGUUUGGAAAUUUGAAGAAAAAAUUUCGGGCCAAAACUCAACAAGCUGAAGCUGGCAGGGUGCUUCUGGGUGCUGGGCGUGCAGGUUGGGAGGUUGAGGAAUUAGGUGCUGUUGAUAAACACGGGAGAGAGAGGAGCAGAGAAAGAGGGAGGGAUCAGGAUGAUAGGGAAAGCAGCAAGACUCGGGAGCAUGAUGAGAGGGACAGGCGCCUUAGUCGAAGUAGGGAGAGGGAUCGAGGAAGAGAUCGAGAUCGAGAUUAUGAGUAUGGUCGAGACAGAGAAUAUGGGCGGGACCGGCACCGGCACCGAUACUGAAGAUAGAAGCAAAGGUUCUCAGCUUUUGUCCUCAGUUGUUUUGGUUUCUUUUGAUGCGAAGGAUGCCAUUAGAUAUGAAGUUUGCUUUUACUGCCAUUUGAUAUGAAGCUUGGUUUGCUUGGCAUUUUUGUCCUUUCUCCUGCUAUGUAACUUUGUUGAGUUAUUCUCCCCACUGCAACCAUUGAUGGAACUAGGAACUGGGUCAUCCAAGCUCUUGGUGUUAAAUAUACUGGUUUGAAAUCGUUUCUAAUGUCAUCCAAAGUUAAAAUC
Molecule: messenger RNA, 1792 nt
Organism: Populus trichocarpa (black cottonwood)
Lineage: Eukaryota; Viridiplantae; Streptophyta; Magnoliopsida; Malpighiales; Salicaceae
Product: transcription initiation factor TFIID subunit 15
Exons: 8
Coding region: 356-1522 (388 amino acids)
Molecular function (GO): RNA binding
Source: RefSeq, a predicted model, not a curated record